UUUUAUAUUUAUUUUUUUUCUAUUUGGUUUGAUUCUGAUGUUUUGAUUUUUGUUGUUAAGUUUUUUUUUAUUGUCAUCAUCAUUUUUUAUACGACUAGGAUGGAUAAAUUCAAUCGUAGCAUUAAAUCACCUGUAAAAAUUAUCGAUAAUAGUGCCGAUUUUAUCGAAAGACCAUACUUACCCGAUUGUUGGAAUGAUGAUAAAAGAAUGGAUGUUUUAUUUCAUCCAUUUCGAAUUCGUGAAAUUAAUCCUGAAGGCUGGGAUUUGAAAAUGAACUUUUGGAUUAAUUUGAUCAACAAAUGGUGCCUUUUCGAUCGUAAAGUUGUGUUCACAAUUGAUGAAAUUCGUCAAAAUUUUAAUCGUGAUGAAAGAUUACCACAUUUAGACUGCAUAAAGCUAGUGGUCUCACAUAUGAAACGACAAAAUAAAAUCCUAUUUAAAGACGAUAUUGUCAAUCAAAAAAAAUGUUCAGAAUCAAAUAGAACAAGUUUAUUAGCUAAUUGGGCCCUGAACUCAUUGAUCAUGAAACCAAUUACCUUUGGUUGGAAUUGGUUAUCAACAAAAGAUGAUGAUGGUCACUCCAACGAUGAUAAAAUUUUGUCUAUUCAUCAAGAUUAUCGUCUUAUCAAUGUCGAAACUAUUCAAAUCAUUUCGGAAAGCAUAGAAUCUUAUAUCAAAAACAUUGAAACUACUUGCAUGAGUUAUUCAAAAUUUAUAAAUAUGGUCAACAAAAAUGUAUUUGAUGAAAAAAAAUUGGAUGAAUUUUCUAUGAAUAUGGUGCUAAUUUAUCUUGAAUCGCAAAAUAAAAUCAAAAUAUAUGAAGAUGCAGGCUUUAAAAUUAUCAAAUUUACAAAUAAUAUCCAGACCAAAGAUGCAGAUAUAACUCUGGCCAAACUUGAAAUGGUUAAAGAAAUUUUGGAAAAAGAGGCAAGCAAUAUGGAAAAAAGAAUGAAAACGCUUAAUGAUGAAGUGCAUGUAUCCAUCACAAAUGGUAAUAAAGAAAAAGCUUUAUUAUUACUAAAACGGAAAAAACGUUUGGAAAAUCGUGUGAAAGAAAAAGAUUUACAAAUCGACAAUAUUGAAAUUUUAUGUUCACAAUUACUGGAAACUGGUUCACAUCAAUUGAUGAUAAAAACUUUCCAGAUGGCCAACGAUGUACUGAAAAAGAAUUCAGCCAAAAUAGAAGAUGUAGAAAACGUUAUGUCCCAAAUGGAUGAUAUUCUCAAUAAUCAAUCAAUGAUAAACGAAGAAUUGAAUCGACCUAUACAAGAAUCUACUCAAUUAGAGUUGGAAGCCGAACUAGAAUUGGAAGAAAUUCUAAAAGAAAUAGAUGAUGUUGAGAAAUCAGGAGAAAAAUUAACAAAUGCUAAUCGUAGCGAACAAACUAGCGAUUUGAUUGAACAAUUGAGCCAAUUAUCCGUGAUCAAUGAUGAUGAUAAAGAUUCGAUAAAAACAAAAUCAAGCAACAAAAACCCUGUAGUUUUAUUAUCUGAAUAAUUGUGAUUCUUAUUUUUGAUUUUGAAAACCAACUGUUGUUGUCUAUAUAUUGUUUUUGUUUGUGAAAACCUUUUCUUUUUUAAUUUUAAUAAGCUAAAAAUUAA
Messenger RNA from Dermatophagoides farinae (American house dust mite), 1601 nucleotides. Its product is annotated as charged multivesicular body protein 7. Gene Ontology annotation, cellular component: multivesicular body; ESCRT III complex; cytoplasmic side of plasma membrane. The record is from RefSeq and is a predicted model, not a curated record. Gene Ontology annotation, biological process: late endosome to vacuole transport via multivesicular body sorting pathway; vesicle budding from membrane. Lineage: Eukaryota; Metazoa; Arthropoda; Arachnida; Sarcoptiformes; Pyroglyphidae.